Molecule: messenger RNA, 553 nt
Organism: Canariomyces notabilis
Lineage: Eukaryota; Fungi; Ascomycota; Sordariomycetes; Sordariales; Chaetomiaceae
Exons: 1
Coding region: 99-440 (113 amino acids)
Source: RefSeq, a predicted model, not a curated record
GUGGAGGGGCAGUGCAAUCGGACACCGAACACGGCACAUGUCAGGAUUCAGGAUAAAGACAUGCAACACUAAGGAAAUUGAUCAAUGUAUUCUGCUCUAUGCCCGGCAGAUGUAUUCGCAGGUUCGGAGGGCUCUCGGUGUUGUUUGUUUUUGUGCCUUUCUUCGACCAAACUUCCUCUCGUCCUUGCGAAAUGGCCCAAAAAGGAGCGAAAGAGCGAAGUGCGAAAAGUGACGACAGCCCAUUUGUCCGAACCAGCGAGGCAGCCCACUGCAGCCUCCCGUCGACCGGGGUUGGGCAGGUACAGUAUAGUGUAUGUACUAGAUCUGCAGCCGCUCCCCCUGCCCAAGAUUUAAUUGGCACCGCAAAAAAAGUUUUUAGCCUCUUUAAGCAAGGGAAGCAUCAGCAAAUGUAUAAAUUCAAUCCCCCAAAUCUUCAAUGAAUGCUCGGAAUUAGACCGAGGAAUUACUAGCAGUUGGAUAGCUAUCUAAAGCAAUUAAUUCUAUUUUAUUUUACAACUCUUUAAGUGUAGCCUUGAUGUUAAAUGUGGUGCUG